AUGGCUUCCAAGGAUGACACGCAGGCAAAAGCGCCUCCAGAAACUCGCAACGUCGUCCAAUUCCUUCGCAGCAGUAAAUCUGGCAUGAAAAUACGUGUCGGUGCGCUGAAUGGGAAACGCGUCGAUUACUUCAAAGGCAAAUCCGCAGUGAAAGCCCUCCUCUCGCCUGCUUAUGCAAAAGUCAAAAACGCACCCAAAGUCACCACCGAAGCCGAAGCCGAGGCUCUCCUCCAAUUAUCUAUUCAAUACGCCUUCUACCUCCGUGUAGAUCGCAGUGCGCCCACAGGCUCAUCUACAUCCCCGCGCCACGUCACUAUUGUCCCCCAACAACAAUUCACCCAGGACGCGUACUUUGUGUGGCUCUACGAAGGUUCUCAAUGGACUACUUAUGCGGGCGGGCUGUUGAUGGUCGUACUUAUGCUUGCGGCCGUGAUGUUCCCGUUGUGGCCGCCAGUGAUGCGCUUGGGCGUGUGGUACCUCAGUAUUGCCAUGUUGGGUUUGCUGGGAGCAUUCUUUGGGCUCGCGGUCGUACGGUUGAUAUUCUACAUCAUCACCGUAGUCGUAGCAAGCCCUGGAAUUUGGAUCUUCCCACAAUUAUUCGCAGACGUUGGUGUCAUCGAAUCGUUCAUUCCGUUUUGGGAGUGGGAUGUUCCCAAGAAGAAAUCUGGGAAGAAGAAGAAGGCAAAGGCUCCUGCUGGUGCGAGUCCUGAGGAGCAGCUUGCUAAUAAUGGUGGGGCUUUUAUUGAGGAGGUUAAUGACGAGUCGCCCGAUCAGUCGCGUCCAGGGAGUCGCUCAGCGCGAGUCGAGGAGGUUACGGACGUGGAUUCAUAA
Messenger RNA from Suillus clintonianus, 831 nucleotides. Its product is annotated as translocation protein Sec62-domain-containing protein. The transcript is spliced from 3 exons. Gene Ontology annotation, biological process: post-translational protein targeting to membrane, translocation. Bases 1 to 831 code for a protein of 276 amino acids. Gene Ontology annotation, cellular component: endoplasmic reticulum; endoplasmic reticulum membrane. The record is from RefSeq and is a predicted model, not a curated record. Lineage: Eukaryota; Fungi; Basidiomycota; Agaricomycetes; Boletales; Suillaceae.